AUGAGUACACCUACUAGAGUCACUACACAAUUAUCUUCUUCAAAGCAUAAACAUGUAGAAGAACUGCUUCCAGAAUUCCAAAAAUCUGAUAGUUCAGAAAGUGAUGAUUUUGAAAAUAAAUAUUUGAAUAGCAAUGAUAAUAAUGGUUCUGAAAAUGAUAAUAAUAGCAUAUCUAGUAAAACAGAUGAAAAGCAUAGUAAUAGAUCAA
This is a messenger RNA of Dentiscutata heterogama, 208 nucleotides long. NCBI's taxonomy places the organism in Eukaryota, Fungi, Glomeromycota, Glomeromycetes, Diversisporales, Gigasporaceae. The record is from the annotation of a GenBank genome assembly.